Messenger RNA from Nerophis lumbriciformis (worm pipefish), 4968 nucleotides. The record is from RefSeq and is a predicted model, not a curated record. Lineage: Eukaryota; Metazoa; Chordata; Actinopteri; Syngnathiformes; Syngnathidae.
AUGUCCAAGCAAGUCAAAAAGGGAGACAAACAAGCCUUGAAAUCCACAGGAAUCCACAACGAGACAUGUGAUCUGAGGAGGCUUCAGGCACUGCUCGCCAAAAGCAGUCCCAAACGAGAGGUGAAAGAAAACAAAGCACGCCAUUUUGAUGAUGAUACAAAGCAGCUCGUGUUUCUUCAGGUGUUGAGUCACAACAAAGCAGACGGCAACGGAUUCCACAGCCCGCACCCUCCCAACCACAGCUGCGCGGAAGAAUCUGAGCUGGAUAAAUUCAGCUUGACGUACCGAGAAAUGAGAUGUUUUAGCAGUCACCCGCUACAAAAGCUCUUUGCCAACAUUCUGACGUUACUGGUCAAAAACCGCCUCUGCAGUCAUUGGAUGGAAGUGGCGCCACCUGAUUGGGCCCUCGGAGUGUUGUUGUGCCUACGCUUGCUUAUUAGAGAUCCUCAGCAUCAGAAAAUGUUCCAUCAUCUCCAAGGCGUCCAUUCACUCGCCAGGUAUAUGAAGUAUGUUGCUGACAUGUCCUUCGCAUCUGGCCAACCAGCACUAGCUGCACAAUCACUUGUCACCAUGACCUACAUGUGUCAGAAGUUGACUGCUGUAGACGAUCAAAGGUUGAUUGAAAGCGGCGUUCACACGACGCUGGUGAAGCUGCUUUCCAGCUCAGAUAGUGGUGUACUGCUUGGAGCUCUAACAGCACUCACCACCUUAGCUGAAAGUCCACAGUGUAGAGAGCCAAUUGGAGAGCUGAUCCUGGUGGAGAAUUUAGUCCACAUUCUACAGGACUGUGACUAUCCAUUCAAGAGGAUGGCCGCCGAGCUUCUGAGGCUGGUCUCCCAAGUGGGUCGCGUCAGAGACGAACUGAGGGAUGUCGAGGCGGUUCCGGUACUGCUCAGCCUGCUGCACAUGCCCCACCUCCGGCUGCUGUGGAGUGUGGCUUGGGUCUUGGUGCAGCUCUGUCAGGACGCCGGCGCUAGGGCGGAGGUGCGCAGCUGGGGAGGCGUGCACAUGUUGCUGAAGUUGCUUAGCAGCAACAAGCAGUUUUUCUGCAACCGCUCAUCUCUCGAGACGCCUACGAGCGCCGACACAACCAGCCAAAAUCGUACGCGGGACGAUACGGAACUUAUUGAAGAGUCCGACAUCGCAGCCGUGCAGUCAGCCUGCUGCACAGCUCUAACCGAGCUCAGCCUGGACGACUCAUGCGCUCAUCACAUCGUGCAGGAAAAUGGAAUCUAUAUACUCGCCAAGCUAAUUUUACCCCAAAUAUCUGGGCCCAAAGUGUCAUCUUUACAGUGUUACGCAUUUCGGGCGCUACGCUUUCUAUUCGGCGUGGAGAGGAACAGAUGUCACUUUAAGAGACUCUUUCCCGCGGAUCUUUACGAGGCCUUCAUUGACGUCGGCCAUUACGUGCGGGACUUGGAGGCCUAUGAGGCUCUUCGAGUCAAAGUGUCGCAGUAUUCUGAGGAAGAGCUGGAGAGCCUUCGAGCGAGCAUCACUGCUGUGGAUCAGAACCAGCCCGCGCUGAAAGUGAUCAACGGCUAUGCGGUACUUGAGCAUCUCGGCACCGGCGCCUUUGGAAGCGUUUUCAAGGCCCGCAAGCAGAACACUGGGAAUCUUCUGGCCCUGAAGGAGGUCAACCUCCACAACCCAGCGUUUGGCAAAGAUAAGAAAUCGCGAGACUGCAAUGUGGAGAAGAUCAUCGCUGAGUUGGCUAUCAUCAAAGAACAGAUGGCCCACCCGAAUAUCGUCAAGUACUACAAGACCUUCCUGCAAGACGACAAGCUGUACAUUGUAAUGGAGCUGAUUGAUGGAGUUCCAUUGCUGGAACGUUGCAAUUCCCUAAAGGAGAAGCGGCAGAGAUUCACAGAGGAAUUAAUAUGGACCAUUUUCAUCCAGAUGUGUCUGGCUCUGAGGUACCUCCACAAGGAUAAGCAUAUCGUCCACCGUGACCUGACGCCGAACAACAUCAUGCUAGGCGACAACCAUAAAGUCACCAUCACUGACUUUGGCCUCGCCAAGCAGAAGCAGGAGAACAGCAAGCUGACCUCGGUGGUGGGAACCAUCUUGUACUCCUGUCCUGAGGUGGUGAAAAACGAGCCUUACGGCGAGAAAGCCGACAUUUGGGCCCUGGGCUGCGUCCUCUUUCAGAUGGCCACUUUGGAGCCGCCAUUUUACAGUGACAACAUGCUUUCGCUGGCCAGCAAGAUCGUGGAGGCCAUUUAUGAGCCCCUGGAAGACGGAGUUUAUUCUGAAAGGCUGGAGGACAUGAUUGCAUGGUGUUUGAGUCCCGACCCAGAGCGGCGUCCAGACAUCGUAGCGGUAGGUUCUCGGAUCGCUGACCUGGCGAUGAUGCGGAUGGACGCUUUGUACGCGUCGCACAAUGCAUUGGAGAGGCGAGCAGAGCGGGAUAGGAAACGGGCGCAGAGGUAUUUCCUGGAAGGACAUCGGGGCGGGAAAACCUGCUCCUGCUCGGUUAGGCCUCAGAAAAACAUCCUGAACUACGACCUUGGGAACUUAGCCGUAGCUGGAUCCAAAUCUUCUGCCCGUGCUGGGAUUUGCGUCUCCCAGAGGAACCUUCGCCAGAUCGAGGACCCCAUCCACAAGCUGCUUGAGCAACUACACAAAGUGCUGUACGUCACUCAGCUUCCGCCGUCAUCUCGUCACGACGUCAAGAGGAGGCUAGUGGAACGAUUUAAAAAGUCCCUGUUCCAGAUCGGCAGCGACCCGCACGACCUGAAGACAGAACUCAGCAAGCUGGCCCAGGGGUCAUGCGAGGUCAUGGAGUCAAGCUCUGCAGGUGCAGAAUGGUGGCCCGUUUCAAUUCCCAUCACAGGGGAUGCCGCUGAAGGCGACAAUCUUCGAGAAGGAGUCACGUAUGAGCAGAUGCAGACAGUGUUGGAGGAGCUGCUGGACGAGAGCGGCUACUACCGAGGCGAGAGCGGCAGCCUGCCCGCCUCCGCUCCAUGUGGCCGCCGCCCGGCCAAUGGAGGAGCUCGUCCGCUACGUAACGCGCUAUCUGGGUCACUAAAACAGGGAAGAUCCCAGCGAGAGGCUGACGAGUUCAUGUUGACGAGCUCGCGAGUCAUGAAUGAAAAGAUCUGGAAUAUUCUGAUCGAUGCCGGACCAUACACGUUUGCUAGUGACAGAUCCCGGGUAGCGUACGCUAUGAGUCUACUUACCGGUAGAGCAGCUACAUGGGCCAUGGCGGGCAGUCUGUCCGCAGCUGACUACUCCGUUCAGUUCCGCAUUUUGGCGGCGGAGUGCGGGUUUGGUGACGCAGCACUGUGUGGAAUUUUUCGGCGAGGGCUGUCUUCUAAAAUCAAAGAUGAGCUGGCUUCCCGGGACGAAUCUUCAAGUCUGGAGGAGCUGAUUUCCUUAUCCGUCUCUCUGGAUGGUCGGCUGAAGGAACGCGAGAGGGAACGGGCCAUGGAGCACCGGGGAUAUCCGUGGUCGUCGCCGAGGGGCUGCCCGACUGCCAUCGGUGAGGACGGCUUCGUUGAGUCACCGGUCGUCCGGGCGCCGUCGCAGAGUCCGGGCUCGAUGAGGGAGGAGUCCAUGCGAAUCGGCGGUGGGCGUCUCUCUGCAGCGGAGCGACGGGGACGGAUGAGAGCAGGUGUGUGUCUGUACUGUGGUUUGCCGGGGCACCGUCUCGCCACCUGUGACGUGAUCCCCUCGCGUCGACCUGGAUCUGCUCCCCCUGGGGUUCGCCUUCCCCGAGGGGGGACAAGGUUCGUGCACGACAACAUCCCAUCAAGGUCGAGGAACGGGAAGCCCGACGCCCUGUCAAGGUUGUAUGAACCAUUGGAGGAGGGUCCUUCGGAUGAGCCGGUGGUGCCAGAGAACCUGAUCGUUGGAGCACUGCGGUGGGAGGUCGAGCGUCUGGUGGAGAAGGCCUUGCGGGGUGUAAGGGUGCCUGGAGGCUGUCCCGUUGGCAAGUUAUUCGUACCAGACGCACAGCGCGCAGGAGUGCUUAAGUGGGGCCACAUUUCGAAGUUUGCCUGUCACCCGGGCGUUUCCCGCACAUACUUUCUUGUGUCACAGAGGUUCUGGUGGCCAGGCAUGCGCAAGGACAUCAUGGACUAUGUCUCCGCGUGUACCAUCUGCGCUCGAGGCAAGGCAGUUCAUCGGCCACCUGCGGGAUUGCUGAAUCCACUCCCUGUUCCAUCUCGCCCCUGGUCUCAUGUUGCACUGGACUUCAUCACUGGUCUCCCACGAUCCAGGGGCCAUUCUGUCAUCUUGACCGUGGUGGACAGGUUCUCAAAGAUGGCACACUUCAUCGCGCUCCCCAAAUUGCCUUCAGCUCUAGAGACUGCUGACCUUUUAGUGACUCAUGUAUUUCGCACUCACGGCAUUCCAUGUGACCUUGUGUCGGAUAGAGGACCACAAUUCAUCUCGCGGGAGCUGGAGGCUGCCCUUCGCUGUGUUUGCCAACUGCAUCCAUCCUCCUGGUCAUCACACCUCCCUUGGGUGGAGUAUGCCCACAACACCCUCGUUUGCUCGGCCACAGGGAGGUCACCAUUUAUGACCGCAUACGGGUUCCAGCCUCCGUUGUUCCCGUCCCAGGAAGCAGAGGUGGUUGUGCCUUCUGUCCAGGUCCACCUGCGGAGGGCCCAUAAAGUCUGGAGGGACGCAAGGGCUGCACUGGUCCGCACAGCAGCCCGCAACCGACAGAUUGCUGAUCGCCACAGAAGGCCUGCUCCAGUCUAUCAACCGGGCCAAAUGGUCUGGUUAUCGACGCGGGAUUUGCACCUUGCGGGGACGUCCAAGAAGUUGGGCCCUAGGUUCGUGGGCCCUUUUGCUGUGGACUCGGUGGUGAACCCCGUCGCGGUCAGGCUGAAGCUUCCUAAUUCAAUGAAGAUUCAUCCAGUCUUCCACGUGUCUCUGCUCAAGCCAGUCUCCACCUGUCCCCUGAACCCUCCGCCAGUGCCUCCUCCUGCUCCUCGUGUGGUCGAUGUUCUCAUUUUGUAA